This is a messenger RNA of Dissoconium aciculare CBS 342.82, 2167 nucleotides long. RefSeq lists its product as uncharacterized. The record is from RefSeq and is a predicted model, not a curated record. Bases 343 to 1956 code for a protein of 537 amino acids. Lineage: Eukaryota; Fungi; Ascomycota; Dothideomycetes; Mycosphaerellales; Dissoconiaceae. The transcript has a single exon.
UUGAGUGAGAUUCAUCGUCCCUUGGCGUUUGAUGCACGUCAAAGGCAUCCUUCAUGUGCUGAUCUACCAUGUGCAGUAAACUCAACAGAGAGGAGCAUGCAGCGAGUCUGACCCGCCCGGUAGAUGCCGAAGAACUCGCUCGGAAACUUAGGUGAGUACUGUUCGAUACAUGCAGUCAUGGAGCGACGACUCAUCAUCAUCGUCUGAAGAGAGCGUACCCCGUCCGUAGCUUCGUGGACAAGUGAAGACGAGCGACGUCUCACUGAAAUCGCCCGAGUACAUCUCGAGAGCGAGAACUUUCCUUUACCCUCUUCCGACGAGCUCGAGCAUCCUUCAGAGCGAAUGAUCUUGAUGGAGAAGUAUUUCAAACGUCAUGGCCUGCAAAAUCGCGGGGGCACUUUCUUGCGGUAUCUGAGCUUUCAGUGGGAGCAGUUCCGAGCUUGGCAGCCCGGUAAUCGAUACAUCGUUGAUCAAUCCCGUCUAUCCCCAAGCCUCAGGCAGCCUUCGUGGACUCUGGACGCGCAUAUUGCAGAGUAUCAUCGUCUCAGGGAAAGCCAUGGUUAUAGCAAGAUUGACUUUCCCUUGUCGAAAGACAUCGCCGCGCAGAGCCGACUGACGACGUGGUGCGAAUUUCAGUGCAAACAUCUGUACACUCACUUCGGCCUUCAAGAUGAACUGGAAGACGAAGAGAAGGCCGUUGCCAUCGCGAGAGCUGGUACGAACCCAAAAUCUUGGCCGCCAGAAGCGUAUGAGGUAUUUCGAGAUGCCACAUUGCUGGCAAUCAAAGAGCACAAAGCUGUCCUGGACUGGAUAGAAGAGCAACGCCAGGUACUGGCUGGCGAACCGACAGUCGGCAAUGGCAACCCAUGGCGAGGCGCUGAGCCUCCAACGACAAAGAAUCGAGGCCGCGCAUCUGCGACGGCAAAUGCCCCCUCGCCGACCGCUCGAAAUGCAGAGGCAUUUACGACAAUGAUGAAAUCCAUGGGACUCAUCCGAUCGGUGAGCAGAUCGCUAACACCAGAAAUGCCGCCGAAUGAGGAGGUCGCGAGGAGAUUUUCGGAAGAUUCUGGACCAGCCUUGUCACCACCGCCGAGGAACGUGAUCGGCUUACAAUCGUUGCCCGAACCGCCAACACAACCAGAAAUGUCGGCGAAAACGAGAUUCAUACUGAGGUAUAUGGGAUGUCCUGUUCCAGCCUUGUCACCUUCGGCGGGAAGCGUGGCUGGCUUACAGACGAUGCCCGAAUCGGUGACACCACCAGAUAUGUCGCCGGCGUCGAGGGCCGUAAGCAAAUGGUUGGCAGGUUCUAAUACAGGCUCACCACCACCACCCCUGGGGAACGUGAUCAGCACAAGCGUGCACCCACGACCGAAGAAGCACACUUCUCCGGAAACCCAUGUAUCCGCACAACAGCCAGCAUCUGGGCAUGUACUCCGAAGCGCGGUACAGACUCAAAGCCAAGAGCAGGCUCAGAGCAAGACACUGUCACGGGCUCGAAUUCCCGCACUGAAGUCAGGGGCUGUCCAGAAAACAAGGUCUGUUGGAAAUUCAUCAAAAAGCCGAAAGAGAAGGUUGUCCGAGAACGCACAAUUGAUUGUGAUUGCGCAAUCCGUCGAGGAGGCAGAUUUGAGUGAGGUCGCGGAAACUGCGGAGAUUGCCGAGUCUGUCGAAGGACCAGAGCCUAUUCCAGAAGAUAAAUCAGUCAAGAAGACAAAUCCGAGCAAGAAGGCUGCGAAGAUACCUCGUCCCAGCAGAACCACCAGCAAACCUGUUGCGAAGAAAAUAGAAGUCAAGGCCUUGCUUCCGGGCAAAGCUAAGGCUCCGAAAGUACAACGCGAUCAGAAGCGCAAGAUCGCAGGCAGAAAGGGACCAAAUAUCGAGACCGCUGCCACCGUCACCACCACCCGCGGAGGCCGCGUGGUAAAGAAGCCUGUGAGGUAUGGGCUUGAACAGUGAAAGUUCUUGAAGAGGAGGAAUUGCACGCAGAUUGAUCUCAGCGAAAUCUUUGGAAUCUCGUCAAUGUUGAUUAUGAUUGUGUGAUAUGGAAAAUAUUGCCUUUCUUGGAAUCAUGAAAGAGGAGGAAUAGUAGACAAAUUGUCUUCUGCAGGUGAGGUUGGACUAUUGUUUCUUCGCCAGGAUGUUUGUGUGUUCACUUCGAAAUUUUGCU